GCCGCCCAGGACCGCCUCACUGCCACUGGUGCCGCCGACCCGGCCGCGGCUGCCGCUGAGCUUCAGGACGUAUUCAGGCUUCCGGCGCUGGACGAGCUGCGCCAGCUGCUGUCGCUCCACGAGCGGCAGAUGGCGGCGCUGGUGGAGCAGCAGCGGCGCCAGCGGCGCGCCCUGGAGGCCGCCUGCCGCCGCCGCGAGGACGCCGUGCUGCAGCGGCUGCGCCGGCAGCUGGCCGCUGCUGAGCUGCUGGCCGCACCACCGGCCGACAGCCAGCCGCCCUCGCCGCCCGUGGAGGCGCCGAUGGCCGGCGGAGACGGCCCCUCCACGUCCCCGGCGGCUGCUGGGUGGCGCCGGGCGCCGCGGCCCGACCCCCGGCCCGAGUCGGGUCAGCUGACCUACCGCUGUGAGCCGCACUCGCCGCCGGCCACCCGCCAGGUCAGUGGACGAGGGAGGGCCGAACCCUCACCUGACCUGCGCUACUGUGAACACCCCCAGUCGGAGUCCGACCAGCCGUCUGCGUAUGAGCGGUACGAGGCGCAGUCCAGCACCCCUCCCGCCCGCGAGAGGCCGCCGCGGCCGGCCUCGGACCCGGUACCGACUCCGGUGGCCCGCCGGCUGGCGGCGUCACCCGGACUUGCAGAACACCCCGUCUGUGUGCCACCGGAGGCGCUCGCACCGGGAAUGGAGGCGCGCUACGCUCGGGUCACGGCCGCCGCCCGCGGCUUCCUCACCCGCAGACUGAUGCGCACAGAGAAGGUGCAGUCGCUGAUUGCCGCGGUCAAAGAGUCGAUGGUUUGCGCGCUCCGACUGCAGAGAGAAGUCGACCUCACCAAACAGAUUACCAAGCAGGACCUGGAGCUGCACGAGCGACUCUUCAACCAGGUGCGCGGCGCGUGCUACUCGCUGCACCAGCUGUGUAUCGCCUCCACCCCGCAGCAGCGGCUGGCGGUGAUCGCCGCCGACCGGGCGGCCCGCGCGCACGCCGCGGAGAGGAGACGCAGUGGGGACGCCGCUCUGCGACUCUCGCAUGCCACGCUGGUCUCACAGCAGCGCAGAAAGUAUAGGGAGCCGAUGUCGGGCCGGCCGGGGUCCGCCGUGCCGCGGCUGAGGGCCCGGCCCUCCUCAGGCGCCGUCUCCGUGUCGCCCAAGACGCGCUCGUCGCCGUCGGGCCGCCCGCGCCGCGUGGUGGCUCACUCGCCGCGCUCGGCCAGCCGCAGCAGCCUCGCCUCCGAGAGGACAGCCGCUGCCGGUCGCGCCUCGCGCUCCGCGCGCAGUCUGGUUCAGCUGGCCAACAUUUACGCGCCAAAUCCGGUGCGGCGCGCCAAAUCCAGCCAAUCGCAGCUGACGAGCGGCGGUUACGGCGGCGCGCCGCAGACGGCCGAGCCCAAGCGGCGCCAGCGGAGCGGGCGCGCCUGGCGCUGAGCGCCGCCCGCCGCCUCCCGCCGCCCGUGAUACAUCGCCGGCCGCCGCGCGCGCCCUGCAGGUACGCGCCAUGUUCCAUUGCACUCAUUUGUAUCCAACUUUCGGCUGUUAUCUUCUUCGGUUAAGGACGUCUAGUCGCACGGCACAACGAUGUGUCAACGAAUGUGUUUUGUAAAAUACGUGUCGCGAACGGCUAUCCCACGGAUGCGAGUUAGAACAGUGCACAUAUCCAGUAAUGGCUGCUGAUGUUAAAUAAAGAUAUUCAUGCUUUUC
This is a messenger RNA of Amphibalanus amphitrite, 1695 nucleotides long. RefSeq lists its product as uncharacterized. The record is from RefSeq and is a predicted model, not a curated record. The transcript has 8 exons. Bases 130 to 1422 code for a protein of 430 amino acids. Gene Ontology annotation, biological process: regulation of cytokinesis; centriole replication; centrosome duplication. NCBI's taxonomy places the organism in Eukaryota, Metazoa, Arthropoda, Thecostraca, Balanomorpha, Balanidae. Gene Ontology annotation, cellular component: centriole.